This is a messenger RNA of Sinocyclocheilus rhinocerous, 1050 nucleotides long. Its product is annotated as protein FAM167A-like. The transcript is spliced from 2 exons. The record is from RefSeq and is a predicted model, not a curated record. Bases 224 to 559 code for a protein of 111 amino acids. Lineage: Eukaryota; Metazoa; Chordata; Actinopteri; Cypriniformes; Cyprinidae.
CAGAUCCGAGACGGAAUCUCUGUAUCGAUCUCUGCAAUUUAGUUAGAAGAGACAGUGUGCCAAAGGAGGAAGACUUAUGUGAAAGGAUGGAUGCAGCUACAGUUGGGUAGAAGAAAAGGCAAUAAGAAAUACUGGAGCAGUAUAAAAGCACUCAAUUCUUUCGGAGGGACGUUUGGACCAGGAUUCAGUUGUGCUGGCGGUUAUUGCUCGACUGGAUAUCACAAUGAACUCCGACACUCAGUAUGAGGACUCAGUGUCCAUCAUGGUUCUGGAGAACAUCAAGAACAAGCUGUUACAUGCUUUCAGAACAUCAGCAGAACCGAGAACCUCUGCUGAGACAGCUAUUCAUCCAAUCAGAAAGAGUUUACAAGUAAACGAAGAGCUUCGGAGAGCCAAAAUAGAAGGAGCCAUAACUUGGUUAAGAUCAGAACUGCUGGAGAUGCGCUCUCAGGACCGUCAGCUGGCUCAGACUCUGCUGGGACUCAAUAAGGAGAUUCAGAGGCUCAGACGAGAGAACGGAUCUCUGCUUCUGGACGCUGACAGCACUGAGCACCUGUGACCCCACAGAGCAGAGCAGGGCUUAAUGAGAGAACAAUGCCCUGACAAGCAGAUGCCUGUAGAGGAGUGGAGCACAAAUAACUCUCCUGUCCUGGAGUGCACUUUGUUAAAAUGUCUUGUUAGUGAAAUGUAUGUGAAAACUUGACCAAAUAUCAGUCAAACUGGGUGCUGAGAUUUGUACUCAAAACUACAUAUACAUCCCUUUACACCUGGCAUUAACAUACCAUUUUGGUGAUCAAAUCACGAUUGGAAAGCACUUGACCACAGGUGUAAAUGCAUCCAAGACACAUUGUAAUCAUAAAACCACACUAGGAUGGAUUCUGACCCCUGAUUUUAUAGGAUUUCUAUGUGAUGAUCAGACUGGAGAAGCAUUGGAAUGACAGUGUAAAUGCAAUGCAAUUAAACAUAUCCUAUUAAUAAUAUAUAUAAUACUAUUCGGAUACAAAACAUGUUAAUACCAGAUGUAAAGGGAACUAGCCUUAAGAAGGUUGA